UGCCACUUUCUGAUUUGAUUUAAAUAACACUAUGUGGGGUUGGGAUAUUUUUCCAUGUCUCAAAUCGGUUGGAAAAGGAUACCGAAGGCAUUUUCAUUUACACCGACAUAGUAGCGCUUCAAAUUAGCAAAUUUGCGACCCUAGGAUUCAACCAGCUUAUUGAGCGGGAAAACUAGGGGGAAAUAAAUGGAAUACGGAAUGGAUCCUCCAGGUGAUUUGGCCACGCAGCCAAGCAUUGCAAAAGGUCAAAGGCCGCUAGUUCGGAGGCUACCCCUAUCGAUAGGAAAAAUCGCCUAGUGUUGGUCACCCAAAACUGAAGUCGCACCAGAAAACUUUGACAGACGUCAAAAAAGAUGACGUUCGGAUUGACUCCUCUGCGAAAAAGGACAAGUCAUUCAUUCCGACUGCGAACAUCAGUUAGUGAAAGCUGAAAGCCGAAAGCCAAAUCCAAAGCCAAAAACCAUUUAAUUUUCCCUCAAGCAAAGGAAUCCAUCAAGUUUUCCCUCAAGCAAAGGAAACCAUCAAAAUUUCCCUCAAGCAAAGGAGAUCAGUUUGAAUUCGAGUCGAGAGAACAUGAACCGCAAGCGGGAGGUCAAGAUCCACACGAGUGUUUGGGUGAACAAGCGCUACUCCGCCGUGCUGCAGGGUCCGGCUGCGCUGGCUGCUCCGGCUGCCCCUCCGCCGAUGCACCGCCUUCCGGCGCACAUGCGCCGUGCUCCGCCAACUGCGAUGGCUGCCGCCCAAAAGGGGCCGAGGGGUGCGGCCCUGCCCCGCCCCCGGAACCUCGCCCCUCCGUUGGCCCCGCCCUUCGGCUCCUCUGGCAUCGGGAUUUCGGGGCCGCGCUUCGCAUCGCGGGUCCACUUUGGAGCCCCAGGCUCGGGCCCCCUGCACUUCGGUGCUCCGAGAGGCGGAGUCCCGCUCUUCGGGCAGCACUGCCCGACGCCCUUGGAGGAGCUGAGCCGCCUCUUCUCCCAGAUGCCCUCGCUCGGCGUGGACGAGCCCUUCUUCGCCAGCAACCUCAAGUACUACCCCCACCUGCCGCAGCCGGACUUCGUGGGCCCAUACCAGACCUACGCCCAGGUCAAGGCGGCCAUGGCGCGCUGCAUGGGUGGUGGGGAUCCCGCUCACCCCCUCCCCCUUCCCCUUCCCCUUGCGGUGAGGGCAUGCAGCCAGUCGAAGGAGUCGCUGGAGGAGGAAGAGCUAAAGGAGCCACAGGAGCCACUGGAGACGGACGUCGCCUUCUGUCGCCGCUUUUGGAUGACGGGCCAGAGCGGCUUGCUCUCGCUGUCCAACCUGCUCUUCUCGGCCAGCGGCCACCUGCUUCAGCAGUCGUCCCCGGAGCUGCAGCGCCAGAUGGAGCUGCAGCUGCGGCAGCGGGACCCGCUGCUGACCCGCUUCCUGUCGCUCCAGGACGACCUGCUCCAGGGAAGGCGCCUCCCCGCCGAGCAGCGCCGCUGGUCCCCCAUGCCCAUGAUCGCGGAGGAGGCCUCGGGAGGUCUCUCCCAGGAGGAGCAGGAGUUCCCGUGAACCAGGAAGAGCCCGAAGAAGUUCUAAUCAAGGAGUAUCAAGGAGAAUGUGAUCGAAGUUACCUAAAAUAAACACAGCUACGCUGCAACACAAAGAGGUGCUCUUUUGCAGAGGGGCCUUUGGGAGGGCC
Messenger RNA from Drosophila ficusphila, 1657 nucleotides. RefSeq lists its product as uncharacterized. Bases 574 to 1527 code for a protein of 317 amino acids. The record is from RefSeq and is a predicted model, not a curated record. The transcript is spliced from 2 exons. NCBI's taxonomy places the organism in Eukaryota, Metazoa, Arthropoda, Insecta, Diptera, Drosophilidae.